Messenger RNA from Suncus etruscus (white-toothed pygmy shrew), 2417 nucleotides. RefSeq names its product heat shock protein family A (Hsp70) member 12A (gene HSPA12A). The transcript is spliced from 14 exons. The record is from RefSeq and is a predicted model, not a curated record. NCBI's taxonomy places the organism in Eukaryota, Metazoa, Chordata, Mammalia, Eulipotyphla, Soricidae. The coding region runs from base 191 to 2266 and encodes 691 amino acids.
GGUGGAGUUGAGCAGCUCUUCCAGCCUGCGCGGGACUUCGUUCUCCUGGUAGUACUUCAUCGCCUGCUGCCUCAGCUUCUGUAACUCCCUAGUGUUCGCGGAGCUGCGGCCGCCGCCUGCAUCCCCCAUGACGGAAGCUCCUGAGAUUGGGCGCUGAGCACCCAGCCCCAGGACACACAGUGAGUAGGUGAUGGAGAGCGUCGGUGUAUACGGAUUCUGUGGGUGCACAGCCAAGAGCAAAAUGAAGUGUGAUUCCAAGUGGGAAAUAGCCGCUUCAGAAACGGCCCCUACAUCUGCCUAUUCCUCUCCAGCCCGGAGUCUGGGGGACACAGGAAUCACACCUCUGUCUCCUUCCCAUAUUGCGAACGAUGCUGACCCAAAUGUGGCAGAGCAGUCGGUGUUCCUGGUGGUGGUGGCCAUCGACUUCGGGACUACUUCCAGUGGCUAUGCCUACAGCUUCACCAAGGAGCCUGAGUGCAUUCAUGUGAUGAGGCGCUGGGAAGGGGGUGACCCUGGUGUGUCCAACCAGAAGACACCCACCACCAUCUUGCUGACCCCCGACCGGAAGUUCCAUAGUUUUGGCUAUGCAGCCAGAGACUUCUACCACGACCUGGAUCCUGCCGAGGCCAAGCAGUGGCUGUACCUGGAGAAGUUCAAGAUGAAGCUUCACACCACGGGGGACCUGACCAUGGACACCGACCUUUCAGCAGCCAAUGGCAAGAAGGUCAAAGCCCUGGAGAUCUUUGCAUAUGCCUUGCAGUACUUUAAGGAGCAGGCCCUGAAGGAGUUGAGUGACCAGGCAGGCUCUGAGUUCGAGAACUCGGAUGUCAGGUGGGUCAUCACAGUGCCCGCCAUCUGGAAACAGCCUGCGAAGCAGUUCAUGAGACAAGCCGCCUACCAGGCUGGCCUGGCUUCCCCUGAUAACUCGGAACAACUCAUCAUUGCCCUGGAGCCCGAAGCGGCCUCUAUCUACUGCAGGAAGCUGCGGCUACACCAGAUGAUUGAGCUGAGCAGCAAGGCGGCAGUCAAUGGGUCCAGCUCCAGUGAAACAGUAGGAGCUGGGUUUGCACAGGCCAAGGAACACAUACGUCGAAAUCGUCAGAGCCGGACCUUUUUGGUGGAGAAUGUCAUAGGAGAAAUUUGGUCUGAGCUGGAGGAAGGUGACAAAUAUGUGGUUGUGGACAGUGGUGGUGGCACCGUUGACUUGACCGUGCAUCAGAUCCGACUGCCCGAGGGGCACCUGAAGGAGCUCUACAAAGCCACAGGUGGACCAUACGGAUCCUUGGGGGUCGAUUAUGAGUUUGAGAAGCUUCUGUGUAAGAUAUUCGGGGAGGAUUUUAUCGAGCAGUUCAAGAUCAAGCGCCCAGCAGCAUGGGUCGACUUAAUGAUAGCAUUUGAGUCUCGCAAGCGGGCAGCUGCCCCAGACCGGACCAACCCCCUGAACAUCACGCUGCCUUUCUCCUUUAUUGAUUACUAUAAGAAGUUCCGGGGUCAUAGUGUGGAACACGCCUUGAGGAAAAGCAAUGUGGACUUUGUGAAGUGGUCCUCACAGGGUAUGCUGAGGAUGAGCCCUGAUGCCAUGAAUGCCCUCUUUAAGCCAACCAUCGACAGCAUCAUUGAGCACCUCCGGGACCUGUUCCAGAAACCUGAGGUGUCCAAGGUCAAGUUUCUCUUCCUGGUGGGCGGCUUUGCAGAGGCACCGCUGCUGCAGCAGGCAGUACAGGCCGCCUUUGGCCACCAGUGCCGUGUCAUUAUCCCCCAGGACGUGGGUCUCACUAUCCUCAAGGGCGCUGUGCUCUUUGGUCUGGACCCCGCUGUCAUCAAGGUGCGACGGUCCCCGCUCACCUACGGCGUGGGCGUGCUGAACCGCUACGUGGAGGGCAAGCAUCCUCCGGAGAAGCUGCUGGUGAAGGAUGGCACGCGCUGGUGCACUGAUGUCUUCGACAAGUUCAUCUCCACCGACCAGUCGGUGGCCCUGGGCGAGCUAGUGAAGCGCAGUUACACGCCGGCCAAGCCCUCGCAGCUGCUCAUCAUCAUCAACAUCUACAGUGCCGAGCGGGACCAAGUGAGCUUCAUCACCGACCCUGGGGUGAAGAAGUGUGGCACCCUUCGCCUGGAUCUCACUGGCACGGCUGGCCCAGCGGUGCCUGCCCGCAGAGAGAUCCAGACCCUCAUGCAGUUCGGGGACACUGAGAUCAAAGCCACGGCCAUUGAUAUGGCCACGUCCAAGAGUGUCAAAGUAGGGAUCGAUUUCUUAAAUUACUAACCUGGACUCGGCUCCUCGGCAUCUCACCCCUAUGCCCCUCAACCCAGACUAUUUUUUUUUAAUUUGUACUUGACCCUGGCUGUGGCCCUCCCCAAAUUUCAGCAGGGAAUAGGGAGAGCCAUGAGGGAGAGGAAUAGGGAUGUGAGAAGAC